AUGACGUCCACCCUGUCAUAUUAUAUUCAUCCAUACGCGCAGCAGAUUGCCCUCCAUGCGCUCCAGCGGAUUAACGGUGCGCGUCUCAAGUUUAUUCUCCAAUACAAAGAACCUCCAGAGGAGAUCCAGGUUGGAGAGACCGGAUCCGAGAAGUCCGACUCGGCUGUGGAGCUGCGCGUUCGAAGUCCCAAUGUGUGGAUGAGAAUUUGUUCAUGCUUCGAUCUUGGCUUUGCAGAGGCCUAUAUGUUCCAAGAAGUCGACUGUGAUGACCUCGGUCGAAUAUUUGACAUCUACAUCAAGAACAAAAACCGUCUUGGAUCAGGGAAUCUGCUGCUCCAGCUUCUCCCUCGAGUUGCGUGGCUUCUCCAACCCACCAACAGCAUCCAGGAAGCCCGGCAAAACAUUUCCUCCCACUACGACACCUCCAACGAGCUCUUCAGCGCCUUCCUCUCACCAGAUUUGAAUUACUCCUGCGCACAUUGGUCUGGCGAUCCCGCGGAACCGCUCGAGUCCGCACAGGCCCGCAAAGUCCAGAACCUCCUAUCAAAGGCGCAGCUUUCAUCAUCACACCACGUUCUAGACAUCGGCUGCGGAUGGGGCGAUCUGGGCAUCAAGGCGGCGCAGAUCUAUGGGUGUCGCGUAACGGGCCUAACCCUAUCGGAGAGACAGAAGAGUCUCGCAGAUCAGAGGAUCAAGGCGGCCGGGCUGCAGGAUCGCGUACGCAUCCUGCUUUGUGACUACCGGAAAGCAUCUGCGCCAGGUCCAGGUGCAGAUUCAGAUAACGGUGGGUUCUAUGACCGCGUCAUCUCGGUGGGAAUGUUCGAGCACGUUGGGCCGGAAUAUCUGGAUGAGUACUUCAAGACUAUUUCCGAGCUCCUGCACCCCACCCAUGGAGUGAUGGUGAUUGAUGGGAUUACCAUGACAAACAAGCUGCGCGAGACGAAAUCCAAAGUCCCGACAUUCAUUGGCCGAUACGUCUUCCCAGGCGGUUACCUGCCAACUAUCCACAUGCUCUUCGACUCGCUUCACCGGGGCUCAGAGGGGAGUCUGGAGGUUACCUCUGCCCUGAACAUCGGACCCCAUUACGGCAAGACGCUCCUGGCCUGGCAGGACAAUUUCCUGCACAACUGGGGUAGGAUCGAAUCGGACUACCGGGCCGCACGCCCGGGGGUGUCGGAUGCCGAAGUCGAGGCGUUUCGCCGGCAGUGGUUGUAUUAUUUUCGGUACUGCGAGGCGGCGUUUCGCACGAGGUUACUGGGGAAUUACAUCAUUGUUGCAGCGAGGACGCCGGAGCAGAUGGUUGAGGUGGAUGUGGGUGCUGGUUCUGCAGAUGGGAUGUUUGAGAACUAA
Messenger RNA from Aspergillus puulaauensis, 1350 nucleotides. RefSeq lists its product as uncharacterized. Lineage: Eukaryota; Fungi; Ascomycota; Eurotiomycetes; Eurotiales; Aspergillaceae. The transcript has 4 exons. Bases 1 to 1350 code for a protein of 449 amino acids. Gene Ontology annotation, biological process: lipid biosynthetic process. The record is from RefSeq and is a predicted model, not a curated record.